CGGGGCUAUAAGCGGAAGUGUGUCUCGGCUGAUCUCUCGCUGUCAUUCGGCCACGGUCGGUUCCAGGAGAGAGGGGCAGCCAAGAAAGCAAGCACAGGAAUCGGCUAGCUCUGUAAGGAAAGCGAGAAAAUCACCUGAAAACCGAGCGAACAAUGAAACCGAUCUAAUAAGACUUGUGAGAGAACCGCGGCUGAGCAUAUUUAACCCACUGCCACGGUGAAAUUAAAGAGUCCAGAUUAAAGCAGCAGAUAGAGAGAGAGAGCUGUGUCAUUGAGCAGGCAGGACACGUCAGGAGAAGAGAGAGAGAAAAAAACGAGCUGACCGACUGCACUGGACGAGUCAGCUCUUCAACCUCCUCUGAAAAAAAGCUUCACCAGACUUCUUCAAGGACACCACCUUUUCUCCACCCGAGGGGAGGAUCUCCACUGAGACAUCGCCGAGGUCGAAAGCGGUGAUCAGAAGGUGACGAGGAUUUUAAUUCGCUCUAGUUUUUCACCCCUGUCCAGCUAGCUAGCGUUCGCUGCUAACGGUUAGUUAGCUAGCGUUAGCAACGGUUGGGAAUGUUAGCCGGUGUUGCGCCGUAGAUUGCACCCCUGCCGAACGCACCCCUGCGUCUCCUGCAUCCUAUCCGCUCGUUAGCUUCUUAAAAGUGGAAGAAAAUGAUCUCAUAUUGAAGAAAACACGAUUAUUAAAUCGUGACAACAUGUGAAAUGAGAAGCAAACUUGAGUUCUGUUCUUAUGUGUCUCAAAAAUGCACAUAUAGAGGCGUACAUGGGUAUUUAAACUGUACAGUUAGCAGUCAAGGUAGAGGACAUUAUAUUUUCGUAUCAGAGGGGUGUUGUUUUCGGUUUAUCUGAAUAGUCUGAAUGAAAUUAUCAAAGGUACACGCUUUUAAAUCCACCCAACGGUAAGAAAAACUUGGAUUAUAUCGCCUUGUUAGGUACUUUAACAGCCGCGCUCCCGUCAGGGGGUGCAUUCGGCAGGGGUGCAUUCUACGACACAACACCGGGCAGAGCUAGCGCGUCCAGGGGCUUUAAACGACUGUUUCCUAAUGUGUAAAAAUGUAUUACAGAGCAAAUUACAUGAGAUAUCAUUGACUGGGUGUAGCAAAACCAACGUUUAACUCUCCUGCUGUACGUUUUUGAAGAUGGACUCUCUAUAGAGUCCUGACAGCUGUCAAACAAGGUCGAGAUAUCAACGGUUGCUAUAUUUAACAUUUGCGAGUAUGUAGCCGCUCUAUACACGGUCAUAUUCAGCUUAUUUAAUCGUGUGUCACGGUUUUUUUACUUGCUGGAGUAAAACAUGUCCAAAUAGAGAAUGUGUCGGCUUGACACAAGCGGUAUUUGAAGCUGCCAGCAGCUCAGCUGUAGCUUUACAAGCUGUCAACGUCACGGGGUUAUAAUUAGCUAAAGAUGUAACCUUAACUGGUUGGAGACUUUUCAACCGCGAGUAACCAGGGUUAUAAGGGAAUAUUGUUCGGCGUAAGAAUGAGCUCAUUCAUGACGAUAUUGUGGGAUAAUCAUAUGUUUGAGGAUUCUCUCAGGGAGCAGAGAGAGAGAGGGAGAAACUGUCAUUGGAAAAUAUCAAUAAUCAUGGUCUAGUUGUUUCUAAAUCACUUGAUCUAUAGGGAAGAGUGGGGUAAGUUGAGCCACCCUCUGUUGCUUUGUAAUCAUCAAAGAAAUUAUCAUGUGACCAAAUAUUUAGGAGAUGGGCAUCAAUUCAUGAAGUCUGUGAAGGUUAGAAACACAUGGGUGAAGGGGUUAGACAUUUAUUUACCAAAAAAAACAUUUUUCAGUCUUGCAAGUGAAUUUAGUCUGUCAUAAGCUUUAUUAGAAUUGUGUUCAGACCUAAAAAGAUAAUUUCAAAUUAGUUUUGUACACCAAUUGUGGUAUCUGCGAGCGACAACAUGAGGUUAAAUUCUAACAUUAAAGUCCACCAUUUUAGAUUAGAGGACUAAUAAAGUCAUAUUUAAUGUAGUGAUCCGAAAUAUGAAAAAUGGCUCAUCUUAACCCACUCUCCCCCUACUCCAAAGAGAGGUGCUGAAUGCUAACUCAGUGCAUGCCAUCCUGUGUGUUCUUCUCUCAAUAGGACCAAACGAUCACGGGAUAGCAUUUGUGUGUGGGGGGAGAAAACAAAUGGGGGAUUACGGGUUCGGAGUCCUAGUUCAAAACAACACUGGCAACAAGUCUGCAUUCCCGGUCCGAAUCCACCCGCAUCUGCAGCCCCCACACCACCACCAAAAUGUGUCGCAGAGCCCUGCUGCUUUCAUAAACAGCACCACAGCCGCGGGGAAUGGCACCACAGGAGGCUCUCCCUGGCUUUUCCCUGCCUCUGCCACCCACAACAGCGUGCAAGACGAAAUCUUGGGGGGCCCGGAGAAGCCCAAAGCACAGCAGCAACAGGAAAUGCAAGAAACGCAAGAAAAGCAGCAGCAGUUGUCCCCUGGGAGUCACCAGGAGGGUGGAAGUGGCGGUGGGAUCAUUUCAGAACUGGAAAAAGCCCGGUCAGAGGAAGUCAAGACGGACAGCAGUGUGUCUGAAGGAAGUAACGGGAAGGAGAAGCAGCUACGCCUCGAGUCCCCUGUCCUGACAGGUUUUGAUUACCAGGAGACUUCUGGUCUCGGGGGAACUGGUCCUGUCCAGUCCAGUACAACCUCUUCAUCACUUACUGGCUUCAACAACUGGUCAGCCGCCAUCCCACCGGCGCCAUCAACCAUCAUAAAUGAGGAUGUCAGCUUCUUCAACCCGGCCUCAGCUAACAAUGGGCCCCUGCUAUUCCAGAACUUCUCACACCAUGUCAGUCCAGGCUUUGGUGGGAAUUUCUCCCCCCAGAUUGGACCGGCAGCAGCCUUGUCCCAACACCACCCUGCUCCCCCACCACACCCCCAUUUCCAGCAUCCCCACAACCAACACCAGCAGCAUCGGCGCUCCCCUGCCUCCCCACACCCUCCACCGCCGUUUCCGCACAGAAAUCCUGCUUUCAGCCAGUUGCCGCAUUUGUCUAACAGCCUGAACAAGCCCCCGUCCCCUUGGGGUCCGGCCAGCUACCAGAGUCCCUCUCCUUCCCCCGGCUCCUCCACCUCGUGGAGUCCCGGAGGAGGAUAUGGCAGCGGUGGCGGCGGCUGGGGAGGAUCUCAGGGCAGAGAUUAUCGCCGAGGGCUGAAUGGUGGAAUGACCCCCAUCAACUCUAUCUCCCCACUGAAGAAGACCUUCCCUAACAACCAUGUGGCGUCCCAGAAGUACCCUCGAAACAGUCCUGCGGGCUUCAACCCGAAGUCCUGGAUGGAUGAUGGUGUCGGACGCAGUGAUAACAUCUUCCCCUUCCAGGUUAGCUCACCUGAGAUCAUUCAUUGUAUGAUUGUUCAAGAAUUCAUGCACCUUUAUAUUAACCAAAACUGUAUUUUUUUUUGUGUGCGCUCUGUUUUCAUGCUUUUGUUAUCUCAUGCGGCAGCGGUCGCCCGCUGCCUGAAUGAUUAAACAUCAGGGUGUCAUUCAUGUAAGCUGUUAAUUUUAUUACAGUACGUGGUAUCGCUUCUAUUUUUAGAAGUGGGGGAAGGGCAAGGAUUUACAUGAUGCAUUUGGUACUGUGUUAGCUCAGAAAUCAGUCCUUGGGCUCUGUAGUUCCACAGCUGUGUGUCCCUGAUGAUGACUAAUGUGGCUCUGUCACUGCAGUGGUGUGUGCCACAUACGCGAGCUGAGGCAGGGGGUUUGGGUAGUGGGGAUAAAGGCGUCGUAGAUGGCUGAAAAAAAGAUGGUGAAAGGGAUAUGGAAAUGAAAGGAUGGCUACAAACAGAGAAAAAGAGAGAGUGCUAUGAGAGCGAUCAGAGGAAUGGAUGAAGACUGACAGAGGUUAAGAUGUGAAUUAGAGUCUAGAUGCAUCCGUGAAAGGGAAGUCAUCAUGGGAUUUAUUUCACACUGGCCAAGAGCAAAAAAAAAAGGACACGGGGGUAAUAGUAUGAAUUGAUGGCCCGAGUCUAAUGCCUAAUGAUUUUUCAGGAUUACCGCUUUAUUAAUCACCCAGGUCGCGGCGGCCAAAGCCUAGCUACUGGUUUUCAAAAUGCCAGCCUAUUCAUGGUGUCAUUUUCACAGUCGGGUCCACACCAAAUGAAGAUGACACAAAUAAUUGUGUUAUCACAUGUAAAAAAAAAAAAAAUCAAAUGAUAGGAUUGAUGUAGAGGGGUAAAAGGAGCACAGAGAUAAAUUCAUUUUAUUGAUCUACCUCAUGAUUGAUUGGGUUGGCUGUUACAAAGAGGAGGGGGGUGCUGUAGGCUCUUCAGGCCCGGUGACCUGAUGAAAGGCUUUUUGAAAUGCUUUACAUAUCCUCCACCUUUUUACCUUUGGAUUAGAUCCUCUUCUUGGUUUGUCAAAUUGACUUAUGGUCGGUUUUUGACGCGUGGCUGCCUUCAGCUACACCGUGAUGUGUAUGUAUGGGGCAAGUCAAAGAAGUUUAGUUUGGUGACUUCCUUACGACAAUCAAAUUAACUCAAUUCUACAUUUAAAGGCAAUGCUUCAUGUGACCUUUUCACAUUUAACGUUAUCUUUGCACUCUAUGUCAGUGAUGACUCACAGUGUAAAAAAGGGCAAUCUGUAAAGAAGUUGUUCCGACAUGUCUGAACAUGUCUCUCUUUUCUUCUGUUGUAUAAGCAGUGAAGCUUUCCUUUGAGCAGUUACAUAUACCAUUAGCUAACAGCCCUAUUAUUGUACAUAGUCACGGGUUCAGGUUCAAUUCAGGCCAGAUCUUAAUCAUUAGGGUCUUAUCCUAAUCCAUAAUAUUGUGGAAUCAUAUAAUGGUAAAUUCAGCUUUUACAAGCAGCUUACUUGAGUAGAAAUUCAUAACUUCUCAAGCAAUACUAAAUGAGGACAAAUACUAAUAAAGUGAAUACAUAGAAUUAGCUGCUAGAUUUAUUGGCAAAAUGUUCUGUAACGUGAAAUCUACCUUUCAGUUAUUGGUAGAGUUAAGGCAGCUGCUCUUUCUCGUGGUUGAAUUAGAUCAGCUAAAGCAGUGCUGUCCUCUUGCCCUCUUGAUACUGCUAAAGCAGAUGGAGGAUGGGCACUGCCUGGCUUUAGCUGUGGUGCGUGUUAAUUGAUUAUUAUCUACUAGAAUAAAUGUACAGGUCUAGAUUAGAAGUGCAUGCAAUUGGCAGUUAAGAUAAGAGUACACUUAAACUCAUCAGUAGUAGGACUGUAUGUGGAGUGUCUCGGUCGUCUUCUGUAUCUCUAGAGUUUGGAGUCACAGUUAUGCAUGUGUUGAUGAUUUUCAAAUAGAACAGACUUGUUUGUGCCUUGCUUCGUGUCCCUAAAAAGCCAUUGUUUUGCCAAUAAUCACAAGACCAACAGAUGCCUGGAUUAAUGUCCUUUCUAAGUAUCGCCUGAUGUUGCACAAUGCAACCAUACACCAUUUGGAAAGGAGGUUUUUUUCUUCUUACUAAGGUGCUUGUUUCCUUCUGUAAGAAUGCAACAAAUUAUGAGCUACAUAUAAUCUAAACAGCAUGUAGCCUUUAAAGAAUUGGAUCAGUAUUGUCUUUUCAUUAAAGCCCAGCUGCGAUGAAAAUCAUGUUUUUCUUGUUACAUGUUCAUACGGCACUUUUCUGAGAAAAGUUAGUGAGAAAUGAGUAUUUUUGCUUUCCAGUCACUGUGAACCUCCAGCAGACCCAAACGGCAGGUUCAGAUACAGUGAGAUUUGCUAUGUCACAACUGCAAGCUCCGCCCCAAUAGCCCUGCUAUGCAGGCCAGACUUGAAGAAGCAGAGAGGACGAUUGUGAAACAAGCGUGUCAGCAGAUUGCUAUGCUCGUGAGAAAGCUAAUUAUGACAUUAACUUUCAUCAUGUCCGAGAGCUGAAUAGCUCCAAUGUUACUGCCACUUCUACUACACUGGCAAUGUUAGGCUACAAGCUAACGUGAAGAGGAAUGAGCAGAGCUGUCUCAGCCCACAACUCAGAGGUGAAGUGCUAAUGAGCUAUUGGAGCUCUGCAGAAGAAAUACUGCAUCAGAGUUUCCUCGGAAGUCAGAUGUCGAAGCUGAAAAUGAUGUCACACCUGAGUUCCCAGCGAGUAAGUUACCAAGUCGAAAAAAAAGCGAAAUUGGAGGCCUGAAACAAGAUGGCUGCAUCUACCAAAGUUAUUUUAGGGCUUUCUUACACAAGGCGAGCGCUAAAAUGAAUUUCGUAGAUGUAGCUAUCUUGUGUCCACCUCAGAUUUAGCUUUUUUCCGACUUUGUGACUGAAACACUGGGAACUUGGGUGUGACGUCAUUUUCAGCUCGGACUACUGACUUCCACGGUAACUUGAAUGCAGCAAAAAGCCCUUGAAAAUGACACAGGUAACGUGAUAUAGGCUAAAAACUUCAUCAUCUCAAUUUGAAAACCACUGAGAACACUUUAAGUAGUAAAAAAAAAUGAUCGGAGUGGGACUUUAAUUCCUAUGGUGUUGCCUUCCUCACUUCUUCUGACCAAACCACUCAACCCAUAGUUUGUUUUGGUUGUUAGACAAUGGCACAUGUUAGAUGCUUGUCAGUGCCAGUCAAAAUCAGAUGACUGAUGACACAUGUUGCCUCACACAAGUGGACAAGCCCUCCCAAGGUUUGGUAAUUAAAAUAGCAUUGUUGUUGUGAACUAAAAGGACCCCAUGAGGAACUGUUGUCACAAUGUUUCUAUAUAAGCCAUCUCCAACUGCUUCACAUAGUUCCCAUUUUAGCACUGACACAACAAAUGGAGGACUGCAAGCUUUUGUUGUAGAGUCCCCACGGUUCUAUCAGUAUAAAACCAAAGUUAGAUUAUCAUAGUGUCCAUGUCUCCAAACACGUAAGUAUUAGAUGAUACUGCAACAGUCAACUCCACAGAGACAAAGCAGAUGGUUGGCUCCCAUAAAGUCACAGUUUAGUAGAAUUUGGACUCAGUUUCUUGUCUGUAGAAAAGGUACAUCCAGUGAAAUGAUAUGUGUUGGUCAGAUAAUACACCGGCCAUUUUCUAAUACCUGGACCCAGUCUGCACAAGGUAAUAGAAAGUGGUUUAUUUGCCUCAGGGUGACAUUCAUAUGAGAAAAUGAGGUGAUGCAAUUUGACAGCAGGGCAAAAAUAUUUUCAGCGUAUAUUUCAUUUGAAGUUUUUUUUCAAAGCACCACAACAUGAAAAGGGAGAAAUUGUUUCAGUACUGUGGCUUUUGCUGCAGCAGGCAGAGCCCCUGCUUUAUUCCAACAGCUUUAGUAUUUAGGUUGGGCUCCAGGCCAGGCACACUGCUGCUAACCGCUAAUACACUGGUCAGCUGGUCCUCAGCCUCCAAACAGAAAUUUGUCAUUUAGAAAAGCAAGAAAUGACGUUUUAUUUGUUUUCUUUCAUUUAGUCAAGAUCUUGAAAUGUGUUAGUUAAUGGGAUGCAUUAUGAAGAAGACCAGUCUAAAGGAACUACUUGGGUGUCUCUAUCCGGAUCUCAGCUCUCUGAUUGGAGCAAAUUAAUAUAGUGUGGGUACUGAUGGAGAAGGCAGUUGGGGUUUCAUCACUCUAGUGCAUCACCUCCCUUGGUGAUGCAGGUUGCGAGUGCAGCUACAGUUGAUGUGACUCCACACCCAGAUGGUCCUUAAUCGAGAACAGACCGCGGACCAGGGAAUCAAGACCAUGAAAAGCACACUACAAGGCUGCGGACUGACGCUUGGCCCGGAUUGAAACUGAGUCACCGUACUCAGUUGUGACAUUGUCGGAUCUUAGAUUUAAAGACAGGCAAGUCAAGCAUAAAUAGUUUGUCAUGUAAACAAACAAGGACUGAAAAAGUGGUCAACGCUGUUAUCAAGGCAGUGGUAGAUACUCAGUGUUGAAAACUGGAUUGGAACAGGAGACCAGAGAAGCUGAUCGGGACCUACUGCAGUUUAGAGCAAUAAAUAAACCAAACCUUCUUGUCUUGGACUGUGGGAGAAAAGUAGAGCAGUGGGGGUAGAGCCCUGCAGUUUCCCCUCUCUCCUUGUUUUGUCAGUUCUCACCUGCUGCUGUGUCAGGUGUACUGCCCUGAUACGGAUUGGUAAAUUUGGCCGGUGGCCUGCAGGGCCUGAAGGCAAGUGAGCCAGGACAGGAUAUUGUCUCAGUAAGCUACUUGGGUAACUGUUGGUUACAGCUCCCCCCCUCUUACUGUUGUUGUAGCUUAUGUAUCCUGCAGCCCUUUAAAUGCUGGUAUAUGAGGGUGCGUUAUGAAAGAGAGUCAGAUGUUGAGCACCUGUUUUCUCAGUUGUACCUGCUUUAAAAGUUGGAGAAGGUAAGAAACCUCGCUGUGAACUUAUGCUCGACUCCUAUAAUGUGGACGAGUUCACUUUGAAACAAAAAGCCUCUUUCUUAUUUGCUCAGCUUCCCUCUCACGUUCAUGACUUGUGCAUGCAUGUGCUCUUAGAUGCCUGCGUGUCUACAAACAAACACUCAAGACCGUUAAGCCUGAGGUUUUAGCAAUUACCCAUGGUCCUUGUGACUUUAGUGCUAAAUGAGAGAAAUGUUUUUAGACUAAUGAGCGGACUGAGCGGUGCUGGCAAGCGCAUAACUCUGCUGCUCAUACAGCCUCAUUGUGCCCUUCUCACACCCUUGACAGAAGCUCUGAAACAGGAAGAAAAAGAGCUUGUGUGCAUGUGUACGUGUGCGCACAUACUCGUGUGUGCAUGAGCCCUAAUUAGUCCCUGGCCUAUGUCUCUUGCACAUGUGUCUUAACAAAGGAAGAAGACAAAGCAGAGUCUAUGUGGAGGUGUCAUGCUGUAUUUAGCCCAGCUCAUUGCAUACAAUAAAGGUCUAAUCCCCAAGUAGUGCAAAUACUGCUGGACCUGACCACACUACUUCUGUCAGCCCUGUUACAUACUCGCCAUUCAGCCCACUCUCGGUAAUCGGUUGUUUUCGACAGUUGGGGGUAUUUAAUGUCAUAGCAAGCCUUUGAAAGACUUUGACCAGGAAGAAACAUAAUCUCAAGCAUCAAAGCUCAACCUGCUUCCCUUUCCUGCCCUCCUUUCUUCUCCUUUUGACUUUACCUUACCUCACCGCUCGCUUUCCCUCUCUCCAUCAUCCCCCUCUUUCAUCUGCCAUUUUCCCCUUCCUGUCACUGCGUAAGGCUUCCCCUCUCUCCCUGUUGUCUCCAGCAUGUGAAUUAAAGCACAAAAAUGUGAAGAAAACAGCAUUUUUCCCACUAUUGAAUGCAAACUGGAUUAGGGGGAAAAUAGCUGUACCCUGUAAGAUCUCAUUCUGCACCCAUGUAUCUUCAUGUUCCUUACCCUGUUGCGUUCCACAAUCCUUCACCAUCCCAUAACUUCCAUUUUUCAUGAACAGGCCAGUGACAUGGAAGAUUAAUGCUCGAAUUAAUCACCCCCAGCAUGCUGUCUUCAAUUAUUCCUUUCUUCGCUAAACGUCAUCUGAAUCUGAAGAAGGCUGUCCUGUCUGCUUUGUGGCGCAUACGAUUAAACACCAUGUAGGCUGGGAUGCAUAUGUUGUGUCAAAUCUGGGCCAGUUCUGCUGUUCCAACCCUUAUUUCCCUCAGCAGUUAAUUUGAUGCAGUUCCAAAAGGUUUUGCUUAAUAAGGAUGGUAUAGAUGCCCAUUAGCGCCCUUUCACUGCAGUGUGACAGAUUAGUGUUGGUGACUAAAUCUAGAAUAACGAAGCCAAGACACAGCUGUGGCUGGUGUAGCCGAAGCUAAACCUGCUAUUCGACCUCCAGAUUAGGGGUGUCCCGAUACGAUAUUGAUAUCAGUCCCAUAUCGGCAAAAAAUGAAUAUUGGAUUAUAUUGGCCUGCAUCUAAAAUCUCCGAUAUAAGCAGUCCAUUCCAGACCCAUUCCAUUCGGCACCUCUAUCUAGCAGUGUGUACUAAGGUACUAACAAAGUAGCAAGGAGUCGGAGUGAUCGGCCGUGUGGCAGUGUUUUUCGUUAAAGUCAAAAAACGAUGUUGCAGCUGAGUGCAAAACUUGCCAUACAAUAAGUUUGUGCCAGUAUGGGGUCAAUAUCGGUAUCGACCAGUAUUGAAGGCUACAAUAUCGGUAUCAUAUCGGAAGUAAAAAUGUUGUACAGGGACAACCCUACUUCAGAUUAAAUUAUUCUAUGAUAUGAGUGGUAGCCCUACACAUUCUAACAAAAGUAUUUGAUAUGUGGUUACAUUGUUCAGUAUUGAAAGUGUGAAAGAUAAACUUACAAUGAAGAAUCUAUAAGCUUAAGCUCUCAGCUUCCAUGUCAGUCAUCUGUUCUUUAUGUGUCAAACAAUACCUGUGUUUGCACACGCCUAUUUUUAUAGUGUAUUUCUAGUGAAAGUUUGUAUUCCUGUAAUGAUGAAAUCUCAACAUAAGUGCAGGAGUUUGUAUCAGAUAAAUGUGUUUUUGAUGUACUUAAAAAACUUAAUGGAGUAUGAUUUUACUUUAACAAGUAUAAAUCUUUAAGUCUGUUUUUUGCUGUCGUGUCAUAUCCUCCUGUUACUUUUAUUUACUUGGGUCCAGCCCUUUGACAGCAGCACUGACACCUGCACAGAAAGUUAGAGUUAAGGUUUAACAUAUAAAAGCAAUGAACUCCCUCAUAUUUCAACAAUAAUUUCUGACAAGGUUCAAAUUAUGUUUUUUUAUAAAUUUUUCCGCAUCACCAAUCCUCGGCCUUCUUCUGCAUGUUAUUUUAUGACCACACUGUUCAUGUGCAAGGCAUUAAAAGUUAACAUUCUGAGGUCCUAUUAGUGGUUUCUGUGUGUGCCCACGACAUAAAAGAGCAUCUGGGUUUCAACCCUAAAAUCUGUCUUGACUAACAGAGCAUUUUUGUGUCUGUGAAAGCAGCAGGAUUGUGUGAAUAUUAGCAUUUGAAAGUCAUUUGUCACUCAGAUUCUGCAUGUACAGGGCUCAGUGAGAAGCAGUGUUGAGGUGAUGUUAGAUACUGUAGAUUUUAAUUGCAUUUUAUACAUUAAAAAAAGAGUAACUGAUGACAGCCUGACAUGUUUUGGUGUUGUCUCUGUUGUUGCUCAUGUACCUCACAGUUGAUAUAUCGUGUAGCUCGACUGUAGGCGACAAAGUUCUGUUGGUUCACAGCUGUCUUGGCUCUGAAUGCAGCUGAACUUCGUUUUUUAGUGGUUGAACAGACUCCGGUAAAGGGCAACACAACCCAGUGGCAUCUGAUGAGUCGUGACACUACUACUCUGGAUGUUAACAUCCCCCUCAAAAAGCCACUUGGUGCAUCUCACUUCUCUUUUAGCACAUCUCCGACUCUGUGCCUUUGACUGCUUCUUCUUUCAAUAUGAUAUCAGCAGUGCAGGGUAUAAGAGACUUACUAUUGAUGCACUUUAACUGAAGUUUGUAUUGUAACUACUAAGAACCCACUGAGCAUUUUUUGGUCUAAAAAAGGUCUAAUAGACGUCUAAAUGUAGCCUAGACGACUGGUCUAAAACCGGGCUACCACAGGUCUAAAAAUGAAAGUUAUUUAGACGUCUAAAUUUAAACCAAGUUGAGACCAAGUCUAAAUCUGGGCUAUAUCUAUACUACACAGUAUUUUGCUCAACGGCAACAUAAUUAUUUUGUUUAAGUACUUGGAGAUCAGUUAUGCAACUCACAGUUGCUUUUUGAAAUAAAUAGCUAUUGAAUAAUGGGUUAAAGUGCAACGUCUAAAUUCCAGCUAAAAAUAUACAGAAUCAAGACGGUUGAAAUAAGGUCUAAAAAAAAUAGAUGUCUGUUAGCCGUCUAUUAGCCGUCUAUUGCUCAGUGGGAAGCUUUGGCUACGUCAGCAGGCAGUUAUACCAGGAAAAGUACUACAACACAUGAUCAGUCAAUGAUCCAAAUAGGGCUAGGCGAUACAGCCUCAAACCAAUAUCACGAUAUGUUGAGCAGUUCACCUCGAUAACGAUAAAUGGACGAUAACUACUCCACAAGCGGCUCACCCCCUCCCACAUUAACUACAACUUUUGGACCAUCCUCCAUCUCCUCACCUGUCUUUCCCUCUUUGUUCCGGACUGGAUGGGGUGGAGUCACGUCUCUGUCGUAGGACAUGAGACCAUAGCCUACCUACACACAUCCAAAACCAACUUUUAUUUAUUUGCUUUUUUGACACCAAAUAUAUUGACAAAAUGAUGUUGGUUGUUGUCGUAAAUUUCAGUAUCGGUAAAUUUUUGGUUUAUUGCCCAGCCCUAGAUCCAAAUACUGUGAAGUCAUAAUGCAACAAACAGACAAGCUAUUUUUGUGAGAAAUAAAAUAAGUACUCUAAAUGAAGGAGGCUGUAUCCUCCCAUUUUUUUUAUUUAAUCUGUGCAUUGUCAUCUCAUCCAUGGUGCAAAUGCUGCUGUUCUUCAAACUCACUAUUUUUCAAAGCGUACCUGCAUGACUCCCGAACACAAUUGCUGAUUCAGGGUCAGAAAUAGCAACAAGGCCGGGCAGAUAAUGCAAAUCAAUCAAUCAUGCUGGCCUUUUUUCAUUGACAGCCAUGGUGAAAAAGGGUGUGUCUCGCUUUUAGGCUCAAACCGCACUGCGUCAUGCUUAUUUUUAUUUUUGUCAUUUAUCCAGAGGCGAUGGGCUGCAUUUCACCAUUGACUGCAAAUAUGAGUGUAUGUCAAGCCUUGUCUGCUAUGUUUAUACCUAUGGCCUUGGGUUAGCGUGGGCAAGCUAACAUAGAUACACAGACGUGGACUACACAGUAAAUUGUGUGUGUCUCGCUUGCGGCAUAUCUUUGUGUGCGUGUGUGUGUGUGUGUGUUUGUCCCUGGAUGUGACAGGCGACCACAACUGUGUGUGUGUGUGUUUAUUUGCACACACCCUGCAAUCUGUCGGGGAUGAGUACUGCGCUGGUCAGCUGACCAGUUGUUGAGAGAGAGAAGGAAGCAGAAAUCUGAUGAUUAAUCACCAUCUAACCUCUCCAGGCUAACGCUUAGCAACAGCACAGCGCCGUCCUGUCCUUGUGUUCGCCAUACAUGAGUCCAUCUCAGCCACGAAAUGAAUCCCUAUUCCCCUGAAACAAUCUGAUUAGAUUACACCGAGAACAGUGGUUGUAACUACAGUCAGGAAAAUGAUACAAGAAAGAGUAAUGACUGCCAUGUUGAAGCAGAAACAGCAAACUUUGCACUCUCAGAGCUUAGAGUGCAAACCACGUCUGUGCAUUUGCCCGUGCUAGCUCACCGGUGAUGCAGACCUCUUCCCCUGUCUUCAUAUGUUUAAUUUAUUUGACCUGGAGCAACAGCUUAAGUCCACAUAAGAUACAGAGGCGGAUAUGAGGACAUAGUCUACAUAGUCUGGCCUACAUCCCUGUGUUGAUAUUUGUUUUGAGGGAGAGAGUGCUCGCUGGGUGUGUUCUCCUUUUACCAUGUCAUCCCUGUCGCAGUUUGUGCCUUCUUUCAGUCACUGUGGGAAAUCUACACAAGCCAAAAUGCUGGUUAGAAUUUUUGGCUACAGCUGGGGAGUUUGGCCGUUUCAUCAGCCAGCAUGGCAGACGUCCAACCCCGCGCUUUGGCUGAUCAGAUAAUAAAAGUAGGUAUUGAAUUUCAGGAGCCACAGCAGACACUAGACAGUAGAUGAAAAAGUGUGUUGCCGGCUGCGUGCCUGGCUGACCCUUGAUCAUAUGGUUCACUGACGCAGAUUUGUUUUUCUGAACCCUUUAGCAUUUGACCCCUUUGGAGUUCAUUGUGUAACAUAGCAUGCUUUCUUCCCCUCAAAGUUCUGCAUUCAGACUUUCCAUCAUUGGUCAUUACUUUUUCUCUAUGGGGGUGUAACCUGCUCUCUGGAUAAAUGAAGGUUGUUAAGGAUAGAUGCAUUUGUUGGAAAGACAAAGAGUAACUCCAGUUUAUUCGCACGUUGACGGACAAGUUAGGUAAUUCUUCUUGUGCAAGGCCCGCUGCCCUUUAUCAGUCAUGGCUAGGGCAGAGCGAAUCAUGUGUGGUGAUGUCAGGAAGCUUUUCAGACUUUUGAGGUGAAUUUGACAAAGAGCUUCACAUUCAGGUCCGUAUUUCUUUCGUCAGGAUUGAAUUAUUUUUUUCUCCCCUUAUUUUCUCUGGCUUCUGAAAAUGAAAAGGCAGUAAUGAUCCUCCCAAUCCACUUACUACCAGCACAUUAUAGUCACUUUACACCUUCUAUUAGAGUUGAUAUUUCUUAGUCUACUAGUGGAUAUAGAUUUCAGCCAUUUGUCAGUCAGUUAUCAAGUGUUUAUCGUGUUGAUGGCUGUAGUUUUUGAGCUUGGAUUUUAAAGAAGUGACAUGGUCUUGCGCUGGCAGACUACUUUCAACUCAUGACUGCAAUGCGGCCAAUUUUUUUUGUGUGGCUUACCAAAAAGGCCUGACCGAUAUGGAUGUCGUCAUCUGCUGAACCUUCAUCUGUAUUUCUGCAGGGGUAGCACUCAUUAUCUUUAUUUUUCACCAACAGUGCUGUCGGCUUCACGUGUUAAAGUGCUAUGGUUGCGUGUAGCUGCAGCCUGCUACUACGCAGUUGUUUGCUACUUGGUUCUAGUUCAGCACAUGAUUGGCUCAGCUCGGCGUGACCUUGAACAACUUCCCUUUUCAUUGGCUUUACGUAUAGUCUACCAAAAUAUGGCUAUCGAAAAGCAUGUUAACCAUGUUUCGUAUUGAUAUUGAUGGAAAUUAAUUUUUGACAGAUAUCAUAAUCGUUGUAUCGCCUAGCCCUACCUGACCCUAUUAUUGAUCGAUGUCUCAGCCCUGAAUUUUACACAAAUUAGAAUCAAGUGAAUCUGGUGACAUCUUUCCUUAACAAGAGGACCUUAUUUUCAAGGUUAUUACAAGAAAUUCAUGUUUUUUACUUUGAAACUUUAAAGUUGCGUCAAGUUAAGAUUCUUGUCCCAGAUGGUGAAAACUUUAUUGCAAAGAUCUGUAAGUUUCUGGGGGCUGUGACUCAUCAUAUUGUCUCCAAACUCCCUGAUUGGUCUGUCAGCUUCCUGUCAGGCUCAAUCAAGUCUAAGAGGAUGAUACAGAGCUCCAAGUGUAUUCUGGCAUUAAUAUCACAACUGUCUGCAGUCUCUCCUGCUCCAUGUUCUCUUUCUUUAUAUCUGUACUCUAAUGUGCAUAUUAUACAUACAAAUAUAUACAAACUGAAAUGUUUCAUAUCUCUCCCACUGCUGCACUUAUGAUCGAGAGAUUCGUAGAAUAGAUCUGAAAAAGAAAAAAGUUAGUUUCAGUCGUGACCAGACAGCCAAGAAAAGAAAAAUCGUGACUAAACAUUGUAGUCAUGAUGUGCGGAGUCAUUGGCGCUGUGCUGUGUGAGAACUCUGACACAUAAAAGAGGAAUAGAAAAGUUUUUUGAGGUAUUUCUGCUUUGAAGGAGGCAUGUAUUGGAGAACAAGAUGGGGAAGAGAUUUUGGAAAAACCCACGGGAGAAAUGAGACACAGUCAGUCAUAUGAUAGUGUGACUUUCAGCUGCAGCUGAUCUUCAUGUCGGGGUUUUCUCCAGCAGCUUUUGUCGAGUGGAAUUAUGUUUAUUUUGAAUAGAAGGAAGCCACAGGAGUCAAUGACUUUGUUACCGAGCUGUUGUCAGAUGAUGUUUUGUUUGGCUGGGGUGGAGUCAAGACAGAAACCUUAUCAGCAUGGCACUUGGAAUAUGUGUUUGUGUAUGUGCAAAUGUUAUUGAAGCCUGCACAUAUUUUCUGUGUACACAUUACGUGUGUGUGUGUGUGUGUGUGUGUGUGUGUGUGUGUGUGUGUGUGUGUGUGUGUGUGUGUGUGUGUGUGUGUGUGAGAUUGUGCAUACAGACAUUUCCAGUAUGGUCGGUAUGCCAAGGAUGCCCUUGUUUGUAGGUGACAAAGCUGUCUCUUAAGAAUUGGCUGAGCUCCCGCUCGGCUCUGUUGCUCAUUUUACUGUUGACUUCCGUGAUGCUGCCACGUUGACUGAGGGAGUCUACAGCUUAGUUAUUCAGUGAGUUAACACUGUAAAUAACAAAGCAGUUCAAUAAUACUGAAGACAACAUUCAGGGGAGGACUGAUCAGAAAUGAAACAGAGAUAAAUUAAAUGCUCCAAAGUAGGGCUGUACGAUUAAUCAAUUUUAAAUCGUAAUCGGAUUAUGACGAUUUAAUAAAGAAUUUAAUCUUCAAAUCGAUUUUCCUCUCUAUCAAGUCUCGCACCUCCGGGCCACCGUAGGCUCCCCUUCCCCAAGGAGCGCUCCCCAGUUCCCACUCACACCAGUGUAAACAAACAUGGCGUUUGCAAAAGAAGGCGAUAAUUUCUUGGUUAAAUAGGACAAGAGCGAGUCAGCUGUGUGGAAUUGGUAUGGCUUCGCAGUUUCGGAUGAAGAGCAAACCACUCCCCGCUGCAAAGUCUGUCCGAAGGCAGUAUCAACCGGUCCACACAGAAACGAAUUAAGGAGUAAACGGGUCAGAGAGUGCAUAAAUCCGUAAACAAAAUCUAAAAUUGAGUUUUUAGAGAAAAAAAAUCAGGAUUUUUCUUUUUGGCCAAAAUCGUGCAGCCCUACUCCAAAUAGGAAGUAGAUUAAUAUGAAAUACCUCCAUUUUGUCAGAUUUCUUGAGCCACUGGUAAGAGAUGAUUUAUAAUGACUAGGUUGUCCUGCAGAGUAGAAUAAUUGCAGCACCCCGGUGCAAGGCAAAGAGAGAUGUUCAAUUUGCAGUGGCGCAGCCAACAGUCCAAAACAGGAGGCCUAUAAAAACCCGCAAGCAUGAAGAGAGCACUUCCCCACAAGUGAAAACCUGAAACGAGAGUAAAGCGGCUCCUUUUAGUCGCUACCGAUUCACUUUUAGAAUAUAUGAGUGAACCACUCGAGAGUUCGGUGAUCUGUAUGUAAACUAGGGCCUAUUCAUCAUGUUUGUGGAUCCAUCUAUUACGGCAAAUGCCAAAAGUGUCACAAUGAAAUAAAGAGACCAACUUUGUUUUCAGUCCGUACAAUAAGCCUGGCAUUGCAUUCAAAUCAAAAAGUCAGGAAGAAUGAUUAUUUCUGAAGAUGAAUUGAUCGGCCUUUUAAUUGAGUGUUUAUUCUGAGUGAACUGAAUAAUGUGAAUUUACAGGCAUAUUUUUUAUUUAUUCUUUGCUUUUGUCCUGGAAGAUUUGAUCGAGAAGCUGUCAGAAUUACAAAACAAUAUUUUUUCGUGUGUGUGAUUAAGAACGAAGACUGUCUCCUCUUCAUUCGGUGCUCCCUGGUCGGCCCGGGUUAAUUGACAUAGAUAAAUCUAAUUGCCUUCUUGGCAUCCCGCGGAGGUCAAAUCUUAAGACUGUUCCUGGCUCUGAAAAAGGUUAAAGGAAAGUUAAGUCAACCUCUCUUUCUCUCUCUCUCUCUCUGUCUUCCUCUCCUCUCUCUAGGAACGCACCAGAUCAUUUGACAGCUUCAACAUGAACACGCUGGAGAGCUCCUUGAUCGACAUCAUGAGGGCCGAGCAGGACACACUGAAAGGUGAAAAUGCCAGCUGUCAGUCACGACCAUGAAACACUGGGCACACAUCUACCAUUACAGCUGUUCUCAUUUCACACCCCAGUACCUGCAGGAAUCCUCGCUGCACACAUGAAAGACUUGUUAUCGUCGUUUUUGGGAAACCUUACAUAAAUGAGUCGAUCAUAUCUGCACACACUGAGUGACAAAUCCACUUCUCUAUCUCCUGAUAGGAUUCACUGUCGUAAAUUGAAAUGAAGCUUACUGUUGGUGAUACAGAUACAUUCGUGUUGCUAUUGUAUUGCAGUAGCAAGAAAUAGUACUAUAUGUUUAUUCACAUACCAACGCCUCAGAAGCUGAGGAGUUUCACUUCCUCCUCAGGUCAGACAACCAGACACAGUGUCUUCUUUGGUGUUAUGAUGAAAAAUUAUAAGAAAGGUUAGUCUGUGUAGCACGCAGUCUGCAACUUUUGUCUUCCUUUUUCCUCUCUCUCGCUUCUUCCCACUUCAAAAAAUACCAUCUCACUCGUGAGGAAAUUCAUUUUUGGAGUUGUGUGCCGAAGAGUGGUGCAAUAAGUCUGACCUCUUUUUCUCAGGCGUUUUGAGAAAGAGAUGCAGAGAGAAGAAGAGAGGGCUGAUGGGAGCUUAGACUUUGUAUUUAAGAGGGGAUUUGUUGGAGAGAUGGACAGACUCCCUCUGAUCUGAACCGAAGCUGUUAGCCAUCAUUAGUUUGUGAUGGUUACAGCUGCAGUGUCCCCUUUUGAAGCAGGAUUUCUUAAUACUCAAGCAACAGAUUGUUAAGCGUUCGUGUUGUGUUGAAUCCAGGGCUGCACGACUUUCUAAAAAAAAUCAUAUAUAUUUUAUAUAUUUCUUCUGUGAUAUGGAUUGCAAUAUGAAAAAUACAAGAAUCUAUAUCCGAUAAAUUCAUUGUGUUUAAUGUCCUAAAAAAACAUUUUAUGUGUAAUUGGGAUCAUUAAAGGAUCAUUAAGAGUUUCCAGCUGGUGGGAAAUGGACUGAAAUUAACUGUGGUAGUUUUUGAAGAGAUAAGAGGUUCUUCUUAUGGCACAAAUUGAGAGUUCUUACUCUUACCACAUUGUGUUCAGUUCUCUGACAGAAGCUCCAACACCCCAACAAAGGAAGGACAUGUUAUUUCAUUGACAGUAACACAUAGGGCUGGGCAAUAUGGCCUCAAAUCAAUAUCACGAUAUAUUGAUCAGUUCACCUUGAUAACAAUAAAUUUACAAUAAGUACUCCACAAGCUGCUCACCCUCUCCCACAUUAACUUCGUCUACUUCAGCCGCUCCAACUUUUGAACCGUGCUCCAUCUCCUCACCUGUCUUUCCCUCUUUGUUACGGACUGGAUGGGGGUGGAGUCACGUCUCUGACGUAGGACAGCGUCUUAAAGGGACAUGAGACCAUAGGCUACCUACACACAUCCAAAAACAACUCUUAUUUAUUCAUUUUUUUUGACACAGGAUAUACCAAUAUGGGCAAAAUGACGUCUGUUAUUGUCCUAAAUUUCGGUAUCAGUAAAUUUUUGGUUUAUCGCCCAGCCCUAGAGUCACAUUUUUCAGUUCUGUGAUAUGACUAUUGGACAUACGUUUAUUUUACUUGAGAAGGUUCAACAGUACAUCAUUCAGCCCCAGUUUUGAGUUUUUUUUGGGGGGGUUUUAUGCCAUAGUUUAAAAAGGAUGAUGGACAGAGAGAGAAGGAAAUGGGCCACUGGUUUGAAUCGAGGAAAACAACCUCUGUACCUUUGCAUGUGACUCAAUCACUCUGCCGGACUGGUAUCCUGAAGCGCUUCUUUUUUUUUUUUUUUUUUAGAGAGGUGUUGAUGUUUGAUGAUCAGUUUGGAGGACAUUGUUAGCUCUGCCGUUGAAAGGUGUUGUCCCAAUCCUUCUCGAUUUAAUCCUCAGUGUAUUUAAAAGCCGGAGCUGAAGCAGAGAGUCAUGCUGCAGUAACAGGAACUCUGGCUGACUUUUGACUUUUAUUGAUUUACAGAGAUAAGCCAAUGUCUGUUAUUGUGUUACGCAAUAUUGGUCACUGCUAACCCACAAAUGUGCUAUCGACUACAGCAGGUCGACAGUGUUGUUUACUGUUUUAGAGGGUGUAGCUGACAGUAUUUAUAGACAGGGAGUGCUAAGAUAACACAGAGGUCUGUGGCCAACAUAAGCCAUUGGCUGUCAGGGAGGAGUUUGAGUAAUUGAGAACAAAAUGUUGAGAAAUGGAGCUUCACGUACUUUAGUUCAAGUUUUGGGCUUUGUUGUGGAUUGAUUAGUUCAAUGCUUGCAGGUACUGAUAGAAAAAUAUGAAGCCACAAUCGAAAAAUGUAAAAAUAGACUCAUUAAGUGAAGCACCAGGAUCCAGUUUUUCUUUUCUUCCUGCUUCCUGUAACCUGUUUUUUCCUGUUUCAGCGUCUAAAAAUCUGUGUUCUGGGGCUUUCACCUCACACUUUCACUUGUCUGUAAGCAGGAAAGUAAAGAGGAGGAACCUCCAUGCAUUAUAAAAUCAAUAAAAACCCAUGAGUUGUUUUACCCUCCCAUGUGGGCAGGAUUUAAUUGCACUCUCUCUGUAGGAUGAGGACAAAAAAAUGGAUUCACUCAGAUUUCUGUGCAAGCCUGAACAUCAGUACAACAGAUUUCAAAAUGGCAGCGACAAAAUAUAUCCAGUCGUCAUGUUUGCACGUCCACAGACAGAGAAUAGUGUAAUUAAAUGCCAGUGAAUGUAAUUGAAAUAGGGGCGCUCUGUAGAACACACAUAGAAAGCAUAAAUACACACUCUAGUCUCAAGAAUAACAGGGAGAGUGAAAAGUCUGAGCUCCAGAUACUCCACUAUCACCUCGUAUUUAUUUCAGCCUCACACCUACUGAGUUCAGCCAUAUCCAGCUGUGAUCUAAUGUUUUGCUGUCAGGCUUUAGUAAAUCUUCCCUCAGUAAUAGGAGAGGAGGAUGGGAAGGUUACCUCAUUAAGUUCGUCUUGGUGUCUUAGCUGCAGCAAUGCUGGCACAGAUUCUUGGAACUCCCAUCUGAAAGCUGGGCACCAGAUAAACACAAAGUUGUUUCACGUCUGAAAUGAAAAGUAAAAGCUUCUCCUCUGUUACAGACCCAACUGUGUGAAGGCUUUUGACGUUAUUAUGAUGUUUGAUCUAUUUAAAGCUCCUAAGAGGAGUUUUUGAUAAGUUUUGAAACAGACUGAAAUGAACACUGAUGUGUCUCUGAACUGUAAAAAGCAAAGAGAUCAAAGAUCAACAGCUUCUAUACAAUAAUUUUAAUGCCUGUAACUCUGAGUGGGUCGGUACAAUAAAGAAAGAGCCUUUGUCACUUUUUCCUCAUCAGAUAUUCACCAUGAGUAAAAAAAAUUAAUGUGAAAUAACAACAGGAGGUUAUUCUUUCUUUCUUUCUUUCUUUCUUUCUUUCUUUCUUUCUUUCUCUUUCUUAAUUUUUUUGUUCUUUUUUUCUUUUCUUUUUUCUUUCCUUUUUUCUGUCUUUCCUUUUUUCUGUCUUCUCUCCUUUUCCUUUUUUUUCUUUCUUUCUUUCUCUUUUUCCUUCUCUUUUUUCUUUCUUUCUUUCUUUCUUUCUCUAUUUCUUCUUUCUUUCUUUCUUUCUUUCUUCCUUUCUUUCUUUUUCUCUGCGAAUCUCUAAUCAUUUUAACAUUUGCUCAGACUGAUCAGAUCAGACAUGAUUUCUCGACUGUUUUUCUCCUUGUCUUUGACCCGUGGCUCUCGGCCUGUUAUAGAAUAACUCUGUUUAUUUUGUGUUGUCAUAGUUAUAUUCCCGGAUUAUUCAGUGCUCUGACAGGUGUAGCAGUGACUUUGGCGACUCCUUUCCUUUUCCCUCAAAGCAAAGUCAAAAGAGAAGCAUAAUUACAGCGUUUUCUCUUUAAGCUCUGGCUCUUCUGCAGCCUGAUGGACUCUUGCUCCCUCCUGCUCCCUGUUGCACACAUUCAUACAUGUCCAAAAAAUAUAAUAAAUCUGGACAGCAUGCAUGCUCAAGCACAGUUAGACACACAUAAGCAGGGCACCAAAUUUCUCACUCUGGCAGAACGUAUUGAACAAAGUGAAAGCGAUGAAUCUGGGGAACAGGCGAGGCAAAAUGUCUACUGUAGAGAGUGGCUUUGAAUCGCUUCCAGCAUUGUCCUGACUGACAGAAAGGAUCUCUCUGUUCAGCCACCACACUCGCACACGCGCACACCACUGCCCUGUGUGUCCUCGUGCAUGCGUGUGCCUUAACUAUUACUGUGCUGUACAUGUAGGCAGCCAGCAGCAUGCAAAUAUGGUUCAUAGAGCGGGCACACACACACACUCAAACACACACAUACACACCACCCUGCAGACACACUGGGAUGUGGUGAGCUGACGUGUCAGCACACUUGCUCCACAGGGACCAUUAAAGGCUUUUAAAAUCCAACGUGACGGGUUGUGCUCAGAUGUACUUUGAUUUUGGGUGGUGCACCUAUGAGCGCACAGUCUAUGAUACCAAGCCAAAUUACCGAAGGAGAUAAACUGAGCGCUGGAGUCUGUGUGAAUAACCUGUUUUUAGUUCAAACAUCUGAUCGUAUUUGAUAACAUCUUUAUGGACUCCUCUAAGUAUCUACAGUAUGCUUGCGUGUUUCUUCUAGUUUAGCUUUACAGCCUCUAAAAACCACAGGUUGUCUAUCCUAGUUUCUGUGGUCAGUGAGUCCCAGUUCUGUUUCAUGCGCCACAUCCACUGAGAACUGUUGGGCUCAAUAGGCGAGGUGUGGGGGAGGGGCCAGCAAAUUUCCAUGUGACCGAGGCAUUGGAAUGCACCAAUCACAGGGCGGUCCAUACCCGUACAACAAUGGUUGUACUAUUUCAGCUCUUUCAUCUCAUUAUCCCUCUGCAGCAAGCGGGGCCUUGCAUAACUUUGAAGCUUGUUUGGCAUCAUAACAUGUAUUUCUGUGUGUGUGUGUGUGUGUGUGUGUGUGUGUGUGUGUGUGUGUGUGUGUGUGUGUGUGUGUGUGUGUGAGUGUGUGUGUGUGUGUGUUAGGUGGGCCUGGCAAACUGCUCAAUGUAAAACCUAUGAUAUGAGGCUCAGAGAGAGACAGAGGGAGGCACACAUAGGGAAAUGGAGGUCGAUGAGAGGGAGAGAGACGGUUUGUGUCCCACAGAUGUACUCUCUAAUGAGAUUGAUGUGAAAGCAACGCUCGGCGCUCAUAUCUGUAAUCGCCUGUUUGGUAUACACACUCUUAAUGAACUGUCAGAAACACCCACGGUUUGAUCUGAUCUCCUGCCCAAAAUCAGCCGUUUCAAACCAAACCCUGGGUCCUUUAUUUGGAUUAUGUCCAACAUUGUCUACAGAAUAAUCCAUUAAAAACAUGGAACCCCUGCACAUGUUGUGAUAAUCAAGUCACAGAGUUACAAAUUGAUAGUGGCUCUAUCUCUCUAUUUUCCUGCUAAAUCUCAAAACGGGCCUUGAACGGUAAACUGACGAUGAUCAGCCCACAGAGGAGGAAUUUCUGCUGUGGGAGUCGCCGUCUUUACAGCAGCAGUGAUUCUGUUUGGAAUAAUGACUUCACGGUGAAACCUUGGACAAAUGUAUUCAAACUAAUCCACUUGUAAAGGAGGCUGUCAUUUCAUUAUCGUUCAAACUUGUGGAUUUCUCUAAAUGUUUCGCACAUUGAGUUAAAAUGGGCCCUAAAUUUGAAAUGUUUCUGUCCUGCAGGUCGACUGGGGUUCCCACAUCCAGGUGCGGACAACCCUCUGCCCCUAAAUGGUAUGUAUGACAAACUCAGAUGUUCAAAGGUCCAUCAAUGAUAUAAAAAAGGGGUCAAAAUCAAGAGAAGCAAACCUCGAUUGUCAAAUGAAAUAAAUAAAAAGCGAGAACAUUUAAACCCUAAAUGAUAUUUUUAAAUCCUGUCUUUAAACAAACAUGCUAACUCUGGUAAUCAGCAUAAUUUAACCAGUUCAGUGGCUUUUAAACUUGAUCCCUGUAUCAGUGACACCAAGUUCUGCAGGUGGUGAAAGUUGGAGGGUUUCUGAAAUAACCCCACUGUUGGUGUUGUUUUGGCGAUGCAUCCUUACGCUCUAAAAAAGUUUUGCGUCUUUCCUCUGCGUCCCUCCUGCCCUUUGUAAAUGCCAGCAUGAAAUAUAGCUGCCAUUUAAAAGCACUUUUCAACCGACAAGCAUCGAUGUUGACGACCUUUCAUCGUGCGCCUCGAAUAAACAGGACGAGAGAGUGGGGUGUUAAGGCGGGAUGAGUGGAUAUAAGAGAGGGUGUGGUCGGCUUGGACUCCAGGAAAUUGGAGGAUGAUCGAGGAAUAAAAGGGAGAUUUAGAGAAUUGGGUGAUUGAAGAUGGAGCCGGCUGAAUUUGUGUCAUAAAAUCUUAAAGCAGCUAAAACUUUUUGAAAUUGGUCUCAGAGUAGGGUUGGGUGAUACGGCCUCAAAUCAAUAUAACGAUAUAUUGAGCAGGUCACCUCGAUAACGAAAGCUGCUCUCCCCCUCCCACAUUAACUACAACUUUUGAACCGUCCUCCAUCUCCUCACCUGUCUUUCCCUCUUUGUUACGGACUGGAUGGGUGGAGUCAUGUCUCUGAUGUAGGACAGCGUCUUAAAGGGACAUGAGACCAUAGCCUACUUACACACAUCCAAAACCAACUUUUGUUUAUUUAUUUAUUGCCUCGGAAUAUACCAAUAUGGGCAAAAUGGUGUAGGUUAUUGUGGUAAAUUUCGUUAUCGGUAAAUUUCGGUUUAUCGCCCAGCCCUAAAUCCAAAAAUGCAACAAACAGACGAGCUCUUUUUGUGAGAAAAUAUGAGGAAUGUAUUUCCUUUUGUGUGUUAGUCCACUAAAUGUAAGUACUCUAAAUAAAGGAGGCCACAUCCUCCUAAAGUGAUCUUCUUUUUUUUUUUAUCCGUGCGUCGUCCAGAUUCGUCCAGCCCUAUCUCAGAGUGUCACUUUUGGUGUUAUUUAGAUUUAUUAACAAGCCUUGUAAAACUUUGUUUGAUUGAUAAGGCAAAAGAAGAAGAGAAGAAGAAUGAGAGGCGACUAAGAUUUUAAUACUGGAUUCAAUCAAUGACUGUUGCUGUUUCGAGGUGUGCAUGUUAGCACUGCUGCGUCUCAUUUAGGGAUGUUCAUGCUUAAAUUGAAGCUGAUUGUGACAUUGAAAAUUAAUCUAAAUUUGCUCCUUUGAAUCAUGCUGAUUUGGAAAAAUAUUAGAAUUAUAUUCGACAGUUUACAUUGAAUUGUCUUUUGUGCAUGAUAAAAUCAGAGAUCUUGGUCUUGUGCUGAAGAACAGACGGCGUUUAAGACUGUAUAAAUCAGUGAAACUCUGUAAUGGCUGAAUAAACCCGGCUUACUCCUUUUACAUGCUGCAGUUUCCACUCCAGCGAUUUAAUAUUCAGCAGCCUCUUCUUCUCCUCUGCCCUUGCACACUCUGGUCGCCUUCAUCAGUGUGUAAGUGUGUUGUUGUGGUGUAAGGCCAGGAUGUAGAACAGGAAAAGCCAGCAGUUUCUUCACGAGAUCUCUGGGUCACAUGGUCGGAUCACAUGGUCAGGAGGAGCUGUCAUCAAGCCCUGAGACAGAUGGUGCCAGCGGAUAGGCAGGAUUCUGAGGUUGCACACCAGCUUUCUCUCUCUCUCUCUUUGUCGCAUAAGCGUACUCAGAUUGCGUCCCUCACUCUCCUGAUCUCUCUCUCUCUCUCUCUCUCAUUUUCUCUCACCCCCACACAGCUUUUUAUCAGCUUGUUUCUCCAUCUCUUCCAAUCUAUUUUUCACUCGCUUUCUCUCUCUCACACACACAUCUUUUUAUAGCACUCUCUGCUCACAUUCAAUCUGCUUUUCUCUCUCUCUCUCUCUCUCUCUCUCUCUCUCCCUCCCUCCCUCUCUGACCCCCACCUCCCAGAGUUAAUGUCCAUCUGGGUUGGAGAGUCCACUGAGAGAGCUGAGGAUUAUUGCUUGUGUUUUCUGGCCACUUCUUCACCCCCCCCCCCCCCGUAGUCUUGCUGCGUUAGAUAGGUCGACGCUUCGGUCUCUCUAGUGAACGAUUUCUAAUUCCUUUCACCUCGGCUCUGUGCUACAAAAAUAUUAUUUCCCAGAGAGCGUCUCAGACAAAAUGAGUAAAAAGAGCUAUUUUAUGUGCGAGGGUACGACAGGGAAGUGUACUGAAGGCUGUUGGACCUGUUAGAUGGAUGGCAGAAAUAUUUUAAGGCAGAAAAGGAAUUCCAGUUAUUUCCCAGCUACCGCAGUCUUCCAGCAGAGUCAUUUCAAAUGUGAAUAAUUAUUGUUUAAAUGUGCAUCAAGCACAAGUAAACAGGCAGAAUUACCUCUGUCUGUUUCUUGGAUAGGCUGUCUACAGACAGAGAGAAGAAAGUGGCCACCUGGAGAAGUCCAACAGUUAUCAGCUCGUACAACAGGAGCAGAUAGCCGUGCAGGCCCCCCUCUUAGCUCAUGCUGUCGCUGCCGUCUUCAGCUUCUGUGUUUACACUGGAAACAAUGGAGGUUGCAAUGGUAACCACUCGCUGCCAUAGAUGCAGUUUAUCGUUAAGUCUAAAGCACGACUGUAGGAGGAUAAAACACAUGUUGUGAAGUGGCUGUCCAUUUAUCCAGAAACACUUGGUGGUUACUGCUCUGUUAUUACUUCUGGUACUUCUACUCCAUGUAUGGUACAAAAAGGUUUUUCUCUCCCUGUGGUUGGUCAUUCUGGUGUUUCCUCGGCAACAAAGUCUACGAUACGUUAACUGCCACUAGGAAUGCUUUGAUUAUAAUGGCAUCUAUGCUGGAUGUUAGUUUUGUAUCUGCCACUGCUGAGACUCCACUGCAACUGCUAUUAUCAAAGUUGUUCAUUAUAAUCCAGAUUUCACUACUUCCUGUGUUGGCUCACAUCUUGGUCCAUUGGCUAUUAUCUUAUCACUGUCCCUGAUUGGUCGUGGUGCACCUCAAGGUUCAGUCCUUGGACACUUUGAUAUGAUUCUGGGCCAUAAUCAGGCGACUGUGUUCUCAGUCGAGCUGACUGAAAUGAAGGAGUUGCGUAACUGGAAAACCAGUGCACUGAGUUUUAAAAACAGACGAUCCAACAUAAAAGUCUUUGGUGUCCAUUAGGGCUGCAUGAUCACCUUUUUUUCUCUGAGAACUCGAUUUUAGAUUUUCAGUUAUUCAGUGACAACUUCACCAAACUUUGCUUUAAUAAAAAGUUUUUCUAUCAUCUCUCAAAAUAAAAACACUGAGAACGAUGUAGUGUAUAUGCCAAGCCAGUAAGUGGCGCUGUAACGCUGCCCAGGAAAUGCACAAAAGACAGAAGAAGAGUACAGAGCAUACGUAUAAAGGUUGUUUUGACCCGACAUCGCAGGCGCCAUAAAAGAGUUACACUGUGUGCCACAUGAUUGUUUCCAGAGAUGAAGAUCGGCAUCCAGACGUAGAUGAAAUACUAGCUGUUUACAUAUUUCUGCACUCUCUGACCCGUUUUCAAAAAGUAUGUUUAAAGUCACCCGAAACGACGUCUCCAUGUGAAUGAUACUCUUAUACAACAAAAAACUUGUACGUUUACUCCUGAAUUUGUUUCCGUGUGGACAGGUUGAUACCGCCCUCAGACAGACUUUGUAGCAGGGAGUGGUUUGCUCCUCAUCCGAAACUGCGAAGCCGUACCAAUUCAACACAACUGACUCGCUCUUGUCCUAUUUAACCAUGAAAUUAUCGCCCUCUUUUACAAACGCCAUGUUUGUUUACACCAUAGACUGUAUAUAGAAUGGAAGCUGUCUGCCUCCUCGCUGAGUGAAGCCACCAUGGGAACAGCACCCUCUGGUGACGGGCUGCAGUAUAGGUCAUAAAUCCCGCCUCCGCCCUCAAAGCUUAUGGAGCUGUUGACAAAUUUAAGAAAUUUAUUACACAGGAUAUAAAUGUUUCUCCCCCCUGGUUGGGAUGUUGACAUGUAGUUACUGUCAGACUGUUUGUGCUCAAGUCCUCUUUUUUUCUGUACAGCUCCAUUUUUAAAAGUUAUUAGGGGGUUCAUGUUUUCUUUGAUUGACACCUGAUACAACCUAUGGGCAUACGAAGAUUGCGUAGCUCACCCGGGGGUACGCUGUUUGAGCCGAGCAGUGCUGGUUUCAGGAAAUGAAGAAAAAUCGCCGAAAUAUUGAGAGCUUUUUCGUCAAGUUGUCCAUGGUAUAUACAGUCUAUGGUUUACACUACGGUGGCCUGGAGGGGUGAGACAUGAUAGAGAGGAAAAUCAAUUUGAUGAUUUUAAUUUUUUUAACAUUGUCAUGAUCAAAUAAUCUAAUUACGAUUUAAAAUCGAUUUAUCGUGCAGCCCUAGUGUCCAUAAACAGGAAUAACAUCAGUUCCACAUGCUGUUCAUAAUUCACACAUGAUAAAUAAAGUAGAGAGGUUGACUGGCAGACAGUGGAAGCUCCAUCUAUUGUCAUGAUCCACCUGGCACCUUUAUUGAUCCAGUGUAUUAUUCGUCUUUUAUAAUCACGCUCUUCUUUGGUUUGUUCCUGUUCCACAUGCAGCCAGGAAUUAUAGCAGGAGACGAGGUAAAAAGAAAUGGCUCAUUCUCCGAGAUAAAUUCCUUUCUGUAGGGCUCUCCAUGUGCUGUUACAUCAUACUGUUGUGAUUGUAUUGGUUAUGGGGCGAUGGCUGUGUAAAUAAUGACUUGACAUCGUGGAUGACUCCGACCUCUGUGUCCGUGCUGUGAUCUGUUUGUCUGCAUGACCGUCUUGAGUGUGGAGCCUUGCUAAAAGCUUGUGAAGUGAUCUUUUGCAUCUCUGAUCCUGUUUGUUUUUUUUAACAUUUGUUCUCUCAUUAUGCUUGACUCUUGCUUGUUUUUUUAGUUUUUUUUCUCACCCACAUUUUGUGACAUUGUCAAGCCAGACAAUAGCUGUUAGUGUCACUUUGAGACUUUGAGCUGAAAGUUAAUGAGGCACAAAAAAAAAAGUGUAGUUUGUGUUUUACACUCACUGCAACAGAAGCACUGACACAUGCACAGGCACAUGGCCGGAACAAGACACACACACAGGCUCACCCCCACAUACACACACACUCACUCACACACACACACAGCACAAACUGUAAGCUCAGGCUAACUCCCUCCUUGCAUAAAUCUUUAUAAAGCAGCUCAGGGCAGGUUUGUAAGGGAGCAGGAAUAGGCCAGGGAGGGCUUAACCUCCACAACUCACUCCCUGUCCACUCUGAACUAUUAAGACUGAGAGGGCCGCUGUGUUUCAUUUCAGAGAACCUGCAUGCUCGUUCAGUCCUCAUAGACCUGAUUGUUGCCGGUCUUGCGUGUUCGGUCCAAUUCCUUGUCCCAUUCCUGUGAUAAUCUACUUUCAUACUGAAACAUUGAAUGCCUUGUGACUGAAAUUAAUUCAUCAUUUUGUUUAUUUGUUGUCCAACUCACUUCAAUCGAAGUAAACACACAGGCUAAGAUGACUCUGUGGUUUCACCUUCACCAUUUGAAUGCAUCCCAAGUAAUGUGCAUGACAUGAUACUAACAGUAUUAAAGGUCUGCUGAAUUAUUUCACGCUGCUUGAAGAGCAAAUAUAGUAUUUUUGUUACGUCCCUGCAGCCUUCACCUCAAGAUCUCAUUGAAGAAAAUCAACCUCUCAUCCGUUCUUCCUCUCUUCUUCUCUCUGUCUCAGGUCACUCCUCUCUCUUCCCCAUGGAGGAUGGUUUCCCUGACGAUGAGCGUGGCGAUCAAGGUCUCGCAGGCCUGGGCUCCCCUCACUGCUUCCCACACCAGAACGGAGAGCGCGUCGAACGCUACUCUCGCAAGGUCUUCGUGGGAGGUCUACCCCCGGACAUAGAUGAAGGUUUGCGGGUUUAUUGAGAUCAAAAUAGGGUUGAUGAAAAUCUGUGGAGGGAAAGACACACCUGAAGACAAAAUUAGUGGAUUCACGCUGAUGAGUUUGCACGCUGUUUUGUGUAAUUCCAGAUGAGAUUACAGCCAGUUUCCGGCGUUUUGGACACCUGUUUGUGGACUGGCCUCACAAAGCAGAGAGCAAAUCCUAUUUCCCCCCCAAAGGUACGUCAAAUUAUCAUGGCAGCAUCUUCAUUUAGCGUGCUGUAUUUUCCUCCUGCCUUAUACUGGUCUGUAAGGAAGGCUGCAGUGCCUUUUUUUAUUGCAUCAAAAGGUAAGUUUGACUUUGAUGUCGUCUUCGUCGUCCUACUGGCUAAAAAAAGGCAGACAUGUUUUUCUGGCACAGCUUUGUAUUGGUGUACUAUUAUUAUGUGAGCAUCUGUGCAGUCUGCUUUUGUCUUUAGGCUCUUCUGUGGAGCAUUUUGUAAGCAUGCCUGGCCUGUUUGUCUGUUCCUCCAUCUAUUUGUAAAAAGCUUAUGCCCUCCUGCUGUGAAUGCAGAAUGUGGCGAUCAAACAUACAGUCACAGUAAUCAUCGCACUAAAUUCCAACAUGACUCUUUUGUCAAUACUUGGUGUCCCUGGCAGCAUGAAUAACCCUGCUGUAUAUCUGUGUAGGCUACGCCUUCCUGCUGUUCCAGGAUGAGAGCUCAGUGCAGGCUUUGAUCGACGCCUGCAUCGAGGAGGACGGCAAGCUGUACCUCUGCGUGUCCAGCCCCACCAUCAAAGACAAGCCGGUUAGUGGGAGCGCACGUUCAAACAAAUGCCCCCAUAAGGACUGUGCACGGUGUCAUUAAAUGUCCAGAGCUGCUGUAACCAGUGUGUGUGUGUGUGUGUGUGUGUGUGUGUGACAGGUUCAGAUCCGCCCAUGGAACCUGAAUGACAGCGAUUUUGUGAUGGAUGGAUCUCAACCUCUUGACCCGAGGAAAACUAUCUUUGUGGGAGGAGUCCCUCGUCCGCUCCGUGCAGGUAACUUUCCCUUCUGUGUGAACCAGGUGGAUGAAAAACAAACGUCUGUUUACAUCAAUAACACAUUUGGAUCCAAGUGUUGAGUUUCUCCAAGAUCUUAUGUAUUUUCAUCCUUUUAAACUCUUUACACUCUUUUUACUUAUUUUUUCAGGGUUUUUUUUUUAAUCCUAUCUUCUUUUUUUUAUUUUUUUAUUUUUUUCAUAUUUGUUUUUAAAAUUUCCAGAAAAUAAACAAGAACACACAUAAAUUUGGCUCUCACACACACACAUUUAAGUUCAAAUUUAUACAGGCGAGAGAUCCAGGAGUUUUCUUAUACAAAUAAAAUAACGAAGUAAAACAAAUCAAGUGCACAUUGCCAUGCAUAACACGUUCAUACGUCAAAAGAAAGGUACACAGAGGCAAAAACAUGAAUUAAAUAGGACGUCACUUUCGAGGCAGCACGUUCAAAGCUAUGAUACAAACCUUCUCGUAAGAAUGGUAAAAAAUAUUUAAACCAACAUAUGAUAAAAAGGUUUCACAUGUUUUACGAAACACAUCAUUUCUUUGCAGUGUAGUUUAUACGUCAGGUACUCCAAUGCAACAUACUCAAGGGUCACUCUUUGCUACUGAACCUUGGAUGUAUGUUAUUCUUUUAGUUUUUAGUUUUAACUCUUUCCCUAGGGAGGGUCUCCACACUGGGAGUUGUGUCUGGGCUGCUGCUGUCCCUGGGUCCCUUCGGCCCGACUGGCUGUUGUCUGUCAGGGUCGGGGGUUCUGGGCGCUGGUGCCCCUGUGGCACAGCCUGUGACUCCUCCCAGUGUGGAUGGCCCCAAAGAUGGCGCUUCAUCAAUCCUCAGUGUCAUGCCAUGUCUGCCUAUUGUCAUUAGGGAGAGUGUGCAGGUGUGUGUGUGUGUGCGUUUGUGUAAUUGUUUGUCUACAUUUCUAUUUUUCCUGUGUGUUUAAGCACUUUGUGUUGUAUGUCCAUGAAUGAAAAGUGCUCGAUAAAUUAUGUUUGAUAAUAAUCGAUUUUUCACUCAUAUGCCAAAGACUUGAACAUAAUUUUACUGUAAAAUACAAAUUGAGUGGAAACUGAACAGGCCUUGUUUAGGUCUGCUGCCUCCACUGUUCCCCCUCAUUGUAAGAUAAUGUGAUCAGCUUUUGCCCGAGCGUUGAGCUGUGCUGUGAAAUCUGCUUUGACCUCCACAGGUCUUAUCUGGAACAACUCCCCGUGUUGUGUAGAAUAUUAAACUCUUUAGAACCCAGAUCUCAGUGUUAUGAGUGCUGAGUGGACAUGUUUACUGCCCCCUUGGUGCCCGUGUUUAGAGCUGUAGUCGGUCUAAUGAUCGAGGUGGCAGGGCCCUGUCGUGUAUUAAAUGUUUUCAUGUUAAGUUGUUAAAUUACAUGUCUCACAUUUACAUAUUAAAUAACCGUCAUCUGACUUUGUAGAGCUGAAUUGUGAAAUUGCAGAGUCAUCUCCUUCAAAUUUGCAUAUUUGUGUAAAACCACAUUAAAAAACUGGACUUGUUGGUUUUCACUGCAGCUGACCCUCCUCUCAUAUUUGCCCCUCCGAACUCUGCUGAACUUUAAUCCAUCUGUGUUUACGGCUUUAAGCUGUCAGAUCAACAGCCCUCAUCAUCUCGGCGUGUUUGUGUUCACUGACUACAUGUUCAUAAAAAAGCUCAUGUGUUCUCACGCAAUCACUGGGUCUGACCAGAACUCCAUUCAAGUCUUCUGCUUCUAUUUUCUUCAUCUUUGUGUGUGUGUGUUUUUUUUCUGUUCCCUCACAGUGGAGCUGGCUAUGAUCAUGGACCGCCUGUACGGUGGAGUUUGCUACGCUGGCAUAGACACAGACCCUGAGCUGAAGUACCCCAAGGGAGCGGGGCGGGUCGCCUUCUCUAAUCAGCAGAGCUACAUUGCUGCUAUCAGUGCUCGCUUUGUACAGCUGCAACAUGGAGAAAUCGAUAAACGGGUGAGUGGGGAGAAAAGAGAGCUCAGUGUUUUUUGACCUCCCCUCCGGGUCCCCUUCUUUCUUCAUUUGUCUCCCCCCCUGCCUCACUUCCUGUGCUGCUUCCUUCACUUUCUCCUCUUCUUUGCCCCAUUUCUGAGCUAAAAGAGGGAGGUCUUUCUAGAGUGGAUUAAGGAGUGCCAAAUGCAGCCAUGUGUACAGAUUGUGAGUGUUUGGAUGCAGAAGAUGUGUAGGAGGGGAGCACAAUUUCAAACAUUUGUCAGUCAUGUAUACGCGCAGUUAAUGUAGCAACAAUUGUCCGGGGUUUUCUCACUUAUCUGGACUAAAUUAAGCCACAGUGUUUAAGAGAAAGUCACAUUUAAAUGAUCUUUAAACCAUGUGUGAGUUCCUGUGUUGAAACUAUAGCACAGAGGUGUUAGGUGUUAAACACUUGAAGUUAUCAGUGACUUCCCCGCUGCUUUCAUCAGCGAAGGAAUCGCACUUCCACAGUGGGCUGUAAUUGACUCAAACAUUAUUCAUAUUUGCACAAUAGAGGUGAGUAAGCAAGUAAAAGAGCAAAAAGCUGAGCAGAAAUAUCAAGUGAAGAGAAAACCAUCAUGAUAUAAAUUGCCAGAGUAAUAUGGCGCUGCUUUCUCAUUUGCAUAAUUGGUGUGCAAAUUUUGUAGACUGAGUGCCUUAGUGACAUUCACUCGCUAAUAGCCGAGUCUCUUAUUACUGAGUACUUGGAAAAGCAUGUGAGUGAUGUUCAGUACAGUCUGAGAAUAGAGUUUGAAACACACAAAUGUCAACAUUUGAAGUCACAUGUUGUUCUCUGACAGCUCACUGUGACGCUGCUUUAGGGAAUUACUACAGUCCGUGCAAACUUCUUCAACUUGUUCAAAAGAAAAAGUCUCUAAAUGUGAAACAGAAAGUGAAUGCAGCUCUAAACAAGUGUUUGGAGUGAGUCUUAAAAAUAGAGAACAGGUACACUAAACCGGACUAUGCGAGUCUUAACCCCAGACAGACUUGACACUUAAAGUCGCACUCCGAUCGUUUUUUUACCACUAAAAGUCUUAAUGGUCUUUAAAUUGUGAUUAUGAAGUUUUUGGCCAAAAUCAUGUUACCUGUGUCAUUUUUAAGGUCUUUUCUUCUGCAGAGCCCCAGUAGAUCAUCAGUAAUUCAACUCUGAGUCGUGGGCGGAGACAGCGCUGCUCUGCACACUCCUCUUCACGUUAGCUUGUAGCCUUACAUUGCCGAUGUAGUAGAAGUGGCAGGUAACAUAGGAGCUAUUCAGCUCUGGGACACUAAUGUCGUAAGGGACAUGAUGAAAGUUAAUAUCAUAAUUAGCUUUCUUAAUGCACACACUUGUUCCACAACAGUUCUCUCUAUUUCUCAGAGUCCGGCCCGCAUAGAGGGGCUGUGGGGGCGGAGCUUUGAUUUGUGACAUAGGAAAUCUCACUGUCUGAACCUGCCGUUUGGGUCUGCCAGAGUUUCACAGAGAUUUAAAUGCGGAAAUGCAAUUUGAUGAUAUGUCCUGUAGCAUCAGAAAAAGGCCAUUUGAACAUGUAGACAACAAGAAAAACAUGAUUUUCAUCAGAGUGGGUCUUUAAAGUUAAAACUGCAGGAGCACAUGUGCUCCUAAGUUUAAAAAGUAGGGAGCACACGAAGAGCACAAUGCACAUGAAAAUUGAUCAAAUAAUGUGUGUCUUAUUAUCUGACUUUAGUACUCUUAUUUGAAAUCAAUUUUAGGUCUUUUGGUCACAUGGCAUGAAGGCUAUUGAAGGAAAACAGCCUUUUUCUGAAAACAUCAACCGGUGAUUGAUUGACAGUCCCUUUUUCAACACCCGACAUUGACAGCGAGAAUGCGGGGUAGAUUUAACCGCUCUGCUGUUGUUAUUCCCGGUUAUGGAGAGUGAGAAGACACUGGUAGAUCUGCAGUGAAUGUCCGCCAGAUAUCCAACCUAAAACAAACUUCACACCGGUGUUUACAAGAAAAAACAUUUGUUGCCUUGGCUAAUUUUUAUGUGCACGUGCCCCUAAAUACAUUUCAUAAUUCACACACACCAAUUUUUAUUCACAAAUGCGAGUGAAAUGGUCGCACUGUCGAGCCCUGAACUACUAAUUUAAGAUAUCAUUUUAUCAGAAGAAGCUAUUCCUGUAAAAAUGCGGAGAAUAAAUUUGAUCAGACAAAGAUCAGUCUAAAAAGAAAAAGAACUCCUGAAGUGUAUUAAUUAUUUACACGAAACAGAACAUUUCAGAUUGAUAAUUCGACAUCAAAAAGAUCCAGCAGCGACUUGAAUGUCUAAACAAACUGCUUCACAGAAAGAGAAAUCAUAACUAAACAACCUUUUCUCAGUUCUAAUGGAUCACCGCUGUCAUUUCAUUGCAGGUGGAAGUGAAGCCAUACGUGCUGGAUGACCAGCUGUGCGAUGAGUGCCAGGGAACUCGCUGCGGCGGGAAGUUCGCGCCCUUCUUCUGCGCCAACGUCACCUGUCUGCAGUACUACUGCGAGUACUGCUGGGCGGCCAUCCACUCCAGAGCCGGACGAGAGUUUCACAAACCCCUGGUGAAGGAGGGAGGUGACAGACCCCGUCACAUCUCUUUCCGCUGGAACUGAGCGGCUGGCAGAGAGGGAGAGGCAACAGGGGAGAAGGAGGGCAGGUAGUGCAGGAGUCGCAAAUCAUUGUAAAAAAUAAAUGCACUUUUCUGUUGCUGGUUCCUUUUUGCUCUAAUUUCACUGAACCUUUUUUCUCAUUUUUUUAAGUUAAUAUAUAUAUCUAUAUUUUGAAGAUAGAAAAGAAAACUGGAAUUAUUUCCAAAUAUGUCCAGCAAGGAAAAAAAGAUGUGUAACAUAUUUUAUUUAUGUGUUUGAUUUUUGAAAUAUUUUUAUUAGUUUUCAAAAAAAAACAUAUAUAGGAAAGUUUGAGGUGUGAUAUGGUACUCUGCUAAUCAAUUGGCAUAUUUUUCUUAACUCUGUGUUUUGUUUUGAUUUUUGAUACGAGAAGCCCCCAGAAAAAAAAAACCACACUUCAUUUGACAUUUCUUUGACUUGUUUUGUAGCAGAGCUGUUUCUUUUCCUUUUCUACACCGUCUCCAGAGCAAAAGCUUAAAAAAAAGCGCCUCAUUUGCUUUUUUUUGUUAUGAGAGGUUUGAUUCGUUCUAUUCUUUUUUUAAUUGAAACACAAUAGGCUCCAGAGCAAAUGUGAAUUGAAAAAAGGUGUUGCUUAAGAAGAGUGCACUUAUUUCUAAUUUAGUGCAGAUCCAGAACAUGAGACCCUUAGUAGUUAACCAAAGCUGAAUCUCAACGUACUUUGAGGAGCAGAGAGGGCCCGCUGCAGAAAGAAAGAGAAAGAAAAACGGAUCCUUUUUCCUCCCUGAUCAAAAUGUUCGAACCUCUCUCUUUAUGAUUUCCCAGAUCAUACGAAUACUUUGACGUUACUUGAAAAAAAACCACGACAAAAUUUUCAGCAACACAUAUUUGGGUUUUGAUCUCCAUGAUGACAUGCAAAAACUAAUACCUCAGACUCAGCUGCUAAUGUGCCGAAUACAGUUUAAAAGAGAGAAAGAAAGAAAGACAGAAAGAAAGAAAAGAUUAUCACCCGCUGGUGUUCUCCUUUCCUUAGAACUCUAAUCAAAGGGAAGUGAUGCAACAAGCCGAGUGUGAUGUGACUGGCACAGUUUUGUACUCACUUGCUUCAUCACCUCCUUAUUUUUGUAAUCAAACCCAGGGUUGUGCCGGGGACAAAGAAGAGCAUCGUACAGUAUACAGCGUAUUAGGGGAAUGUAUGGUGUAAGGAGGCUAUAUGAGAAAGACAGGCGGACCGCUACAGAGAUAAACCCGGCCCCACUCCCCCCCCUCCUCAUGUCUGCCUGCGGCCUCCUGAUGCUAAGCUAGCAGCUAACAGAAGGCAAGGCCUUUUUUCAUGGAUCCAAACCUGCACACAGUGGGGCUUGGAUCCAGAUCUUUCAGGACUGAGGUGAAGGUAACUCCUCGAGAGCAGGCUGGUCAAGUAGCUGCCUUUUUUAUUGCAGUUUUUAUGGGAAAAUGCCUGUCUUUGAUAGUUUGUUUGUUUUAUUUUCUAGUGCAUUUGUGCAAUUCUCCCAAAUCUUGAAUGGAAAAGAGUUCUACUUCGCAUCUGAAAAUCAGCCACAUUCAACGAAAGAAGCAAUUAAAGUUUGUCUGCUUUUGGAAGUGUCAGCACACAUUUGAGUCACGGAGGGAUCUGCCCUUUCGGCGAACCCCCCUUCUAUCUUUUUCUCCUGCCAAGCUAAUCCAACUCAGCAUCCAGUGUUUUUGAAGCAUAAAUGAAGAUAGUCUCUGCAGUGUGCUCUACUACUGCACACAUGCAGUUUGCUCCUUUUUUCGAACAGUCGGUUGUACCCAGUGGUGUUUGGGAACCAAAGAUGGCUGUGCAGUAGUGGGUCAUACUGUAGCUCAUUUCUUAUUUAGGUUUUUACUUGUGUGUUCCUUUUUCUCAUUUCUUCAAGGACAUUUUUUAUACAUAUAUUUUUUAAGAUCUGUCACUUCUACCCAGUUUUGCUUAACUGUCAAGCCCAGUAAACCAAAGAUUGGCCUUGAACAUAAUAUAUUUAUAUAUACAUAUAUAUCUGACAGUGCAGUCAAAACCCAUUAAAACACAAAUGGAAAGAGAAUAGGGCUUGUAGGCACACACACACACACGCAUACACACACGUACGCACACACAAGGCCUCACACUCUCUAUAGCUCAAAAUGGAGGUGCGCGUCGGUAGCCACUAGUUCUCUUUAUCUCCGAUAGGUCUGUGCGUUAGGGACAAAUUCAACAACAUCAAGUGCACAUUCACAGCAAAAUUAAAAAACCCGAUCCUCACAUUUGUUUAACAUUUUCAGUCACUCAGUGGUUAACCUACUAGCCGAGCAUUUAAAUAUGUCAGGGAGUCAGUACAGAAACUUGAUAAUACACACACUAGUGAGAAACGUAUCCUCAUAUCGGCGGGUGUUGUCGCACCAGUUUUUGCACCCUGGACAUAAGUUUUGUGGGUGCGUUUGGGUGAGCAUUUUAAGAAGUUAAAACACUUUGUGAAGAAUUUGCUGUUAAAUGAGAUGAAAAAAAAAGAUUAUUUUAUACAUGGCCUGCUGAUUUUUGGUACAGUGUUUUCUAGCUAAAUUAUUUUGUCAUGCACAUAUAAACAUUUAUUAUGCACUACUUUUCUAAAUAUUUUUUCUUUUUCCAACAGUCAUUUUAGGCACAUUUUUCACAAAUGGGGAAACUCCUUUUUGCAAUACCUCAAUUUUUCACAUUGUGAAAGGUAGCUUUUGUACUUUUGUUACUGAGAGAUCUGCAUAUAUGGAAAUGUUCAUUUUAAGAAAAAAAAAGUUGAGUGAUUUCAAUAUAUAUUAUUUUCAAUUAUGCUUUUUAUACAUUUCAGUGCUGAGGAAACUUUACAACUAAGUGUGCACUUGUGUUGAUGCGACUUCAGAGCUGCAGAAGAGAGACCAAAGUGUAUCGCUCUCUUGGUCUUGGCUUCUCGUACACUCGAUGUUUCCAGUCAAUCUGGUCGAAUAACAGCAUGGCGAGAAUAAAAAGAAGAAAAUAAAAAUAAAAAACAAGUUGUUAAUUUGAAAAUCGAUGUUAAUGUCUCUAAACAUGGCUAUUCUAGUUGGAAAAUGGUAACUUCUGUCUCGGUUUCCUCUCCAUAGAUGGAGUAUAACUUAUUAUAAGGAGAAUGCAAAAUUCGGUUCAGGCGUAACGCUGAAUCUCAUAUCACAAGAAUGGAUGUUUGGUGUUUAGAUAUUUUAAUAUUUGAAAAAAAAAAAGUAUAUAUAUAUUCUUGAACUUGCCAACUAGCACCUAUUGUAAUCCUUAGCAUGCAUGACAUUAAAAGAGAAAAUGACAAGUACAUGAAUUAGCUAUUAAAAUUAAUUGUUGUGGUGUGCACCAAAUGUUUCUCAACUAUUAACUUGUUAAAGACGACCCCCCCCACCCCCACCCCCAAACCCAAUCUCACCUCACCUCACCUCACUUCACCUCCCUUCCCCUCCCCUCCCCCCACGUCACGUGAUGAUCUCCUUGCUUCCCCAUUCGCAGACCUCUGCAGGAUGCACAUGACAGAGAGCUAAGACAAGAAACAAGACACAAACUUUAAAAAUCGAUUCGGGCAGUGCAGGACUUUUGAGCAUCCUUAGAAACACUGUUUUUAAAAAGACUUGAGAACUCAUCCCCACUGUCUGUCGAGGUGAUCUUACAUAGACCUAUCUGGAGGAAGGGGAGCUUAAAGACUUGAAUGUGGUAAAUGUUGCAAGUUAACUUCAAGUUGUUAUGUGCAAUACUUCUUUUGAACCUUUUUCCAGAUAAAGACUCUUUGCAAUGUAAUUCUUUAAUGCCAUUUUUAAUUGCAGACAUUUAAUUAAAGAAGAUGUUAAUAUGUUUUUCACAGUCAUUUUCUACUGUUAUUGUAAUCCUUUUCAUGCUGGUGUUUGUAAAAAAGAAAAGAAAUCAAACUAUUUGUACUAAUAUAAAUAAUUGAAGUUAUUUUUAAAACAUUAAAGGUUUUGUGCUCAUUUGCUUAUUUUGUUUAUUUUAAGCUACUGUGAUUGAUUGCAUUGUAAUUAUUAGGUCAACAAUGUAUUUAGCUGUUUAUUGGUAUAUUUUUAAUUGGAAUGUAUAAUUGAUUUUUAUAAUUUUGAUCAGAUUUUUGUUAUAUUUUUGAGGUGAAGCUUUUAAUAUGUUAAAGUGUCUAGUUUUUACUAAUUGCUAUAUUGUGCUCCACAAUAUAUGGUUCACAUUUUCUGAAGGAAAAUAAAUAUUUAAAUAUUUGUCUGUUAAUGAUGUUACUUAAUGGCAAGAUUUCAAUAGUUUUUAACUGUGUAUGGGAAGGUUGUUGUAUUUAUUAAUAGCAUUUUUUACUUAAGAUAUCACACCUUAAUUUUUAUUGUCAUUUCACUUUAUAAGUUCCUAUUUUUGUAUUUUCCUUUCUAAUUAAGUUAUGUAAUACGGAUAUGUCCAUAUUUCUAGGAGUUGGUCUGUAGAAGUGCUAGUGAAACGAAAAAGAAAAAUCUAAUGUUAUUUAAUUGUUUGCAGCCAACUAUUUAUAACAGUAUGCAUAAUUUUUAAAUAUUUGUAAUGUGAAAUGUUGAAUGAAAUAAAUCUUAACUGUGAUGAAAAUA
This is a messenger RNA of Xyrichtys novacula (pearly razorfish), 39103 nucleotides long. The record is from the annotation of a GenBank genome assembly. NCBI's taxonomy places the organism in Eukaryota, Metazoa, Chordata, Actinopteri, Labriformes, Labridae.